Caenorhabditis elegans is the source of this 1067-nucleotide messenger RNA. It is a transcript of the gene C25A1.1, whose product is annotated as FAM192A/Fyv6 N-terminal domain-containing protein. The record is from RefSeq and is marked reviewed. NCBI's taxonomy places the organism in Eukaryota, Metazoa, Nematoda, Chromadorea, Rhabditida, Rhabditidae. Gene Ontology annotation, cellular component: nucleus. Bases 15 to 674 code for a protein of 219 amino acids. The transcript is spliced from 4 exons.
UUUCAGUUGUAAUAAUGUCUAGUGGAUUCGUCAGCACUUCGGAGCUCGAUGAAGAGAAAAAAGCCCGUCAAGAAGCUUGGGAAAAGAUUAGAAAACCGACUGACGCUACUUUGGUUCCAGAACCGGAGUACUGCAAUAAGACAUUGUUCGAGCAAUUAAAAAAUAAUAAAGAUGCAAAACAAUUGGAAAUCGACGAAGCUAAGAAGCUCAAGAAUAUGGUCCGAGGUAUCGAUGAGGAUGAAAGCGUUUUUCUGUCGGAACUAGAUUCCACAAAGCGUGUGGUUAAAAUGCGGAUGAAAAGAGAAGAGCAAGAACUUAUUAAAGAGCUUGCCGUCACUCAACAUCUUGCCGCAAAUCAGCCAUCCUCGUCUCGUUUCAUUCUUAAACCGUCGACAUCAAAAGUUCUCGGACCCCCGAAAUCAAAGCAAGCCGCAUUUUUGAGCACUGCGAUCAAGAGAAAGUCAACAAGCACUGAAGAGAAAAAACAGGAAGAUGUUGUGUCUUCAAAAGUUUCAAAACCUGAACCUGUGAUCAAGCAAAUUGGAGCACUGCAGGCUUUGUGUGAAUAUGAUCCAUCGAGUGAUUCAGAAAGCGAUGCCUCAUCUGAUGAUGAGCCUGAAACUCUGUCACUUCUUCAAACAUCGAAGUCGGCGGCACAAGGAGGCUGCGAAUGAUUUAAUUCUUGUUUUAUCCGAAUAUAUUUUACUGUCCGAAUCCCUCAGCUUCACCGCUUUUCCUGAAUGCAUCCAAUACCUCUUUCAUCAUGUUCAAUUUUUCUUUUUAAAAUUCAAAUUUUAUUAAUUACUUUUAUUUUUCUCCCGCGCCUAAUCCCACUAAGCUUUGCGCUCCCUUCUUUUUGUACAAUACCUGAAAAUCCUGCGUUUUCCUACUCAUUUCUUCGCCGCAUUGGCGUAGAAAUGUAAAAAAUACGGCAUUGAACCCCCUGAAUUUCCUCUCACAACCUUUAACUUUCAAUGUUUAUUCCCGUCAAGUUGUUAUGUUAGUGGAUAAAUUAUUGAAAUAAUGAACAGGGAAAAUCUGUGUGCAGAUGCUUGCACUUCAGAAAA